AGCGUAAAUUGUCCGCGCGGGGAACGCGAAUGCCCAGAUCCGAGAUGUGGGCGACUGUGCCGCGCAUGCUGCUCCUGCUGCUGGCAGCCGCCCUGGCCCCGACCCAGACAUGCACGGGCUCGCACUCCAUGCGGUAUUUCAUCACCAUCGCGUCCCGGCCCGGCCUCGGGGAUCCCAGGUUCAUUGUGGUCGGCUACGUGGACGACACGGAGUUCGUGCGCUUCGACAGCGACGCCGAGGAUCCGAGGAUGGAGCCGCGGGCGCCGUGGAUGCAGCGGGAGGGGCCGGAUUAUUGGGAGAGGGAGACUCGGAUCAUAAAACACACUGAGCAGAUUUACCGAGGGAACCUGAGGGCUGCGCUUGGCUUCUACAACCAGAGCGAGGGCGGCUCUCACACCAUCCAGAAUAUGUAUGGCUGUCAAACGGGGCCAGAUGGGCGCCUCGUCCGCGGGUACAGUCAGUUCGCCUACGAAGGCGAAAAUUACAUCUCCCUGAAUGACGACCUGAGGACGUGGACGGCGGCGGACAUAGCAGCGCAGAUCACCAAGCACAAGUGGGAGCAGGCUGGUUUUGCAGAGCAAUGGAGGAAUUACCUGGAGGGCGCAUGCAUGCAGUGGCUCCGCAGAUACCUGGAGAAUGGGAAGGAGCAGCUGCUGUGCACAGACCCUCCAAAGACACAUGUGACCCAUCACCCCAGACCUGAAGGUAAGGUCACCCUGAGGUGCUGGGCCCUGGGAUUCUACCCUGCUGACAUCACCCUGACCUGGAAGAAAGAUGAGGAGGAACUGACCCAGGACAUGGAGAUGGUGGAGACCAGACCUGCAGGGGAUGGAACCUUCCAGAAGUGGGCAGCUGUGGUGGUGCCUAUUGGAGAGGAGCAGAGAUACACAUGCCAUGUGGAGCAUGAGGGGCUGCCUGAGCCCUUCACCCUGAGAUGGGAGCCUCUUCAGUCCACUGUCCCCAGCAUGGCAGUCGUUCCUAUUCUGGUUCUCCUUGGAGCUAUGACCAUCAUUAGAGCUGUGGUAGCUGUUGUGAGGAAGAGGAGGAGAAACACAGGUGGACAAGGAGGGGACUAUGCUCCAGAUCUAGCUUCAGACAGGUGCCACCUGGGAACACGUUCUCACUCACUCAAGAAACAACAAAUGUCUGAAGCUGUCUACUUCUAUGAAGAGCAUCCAGCCCAGUCCAGUCCACCAGGACCCUACCCCAGCUCUGCUCCUGCUCCUGCUCCCUUCCACAGCCAACCUUCCUGGUACUGCAAAGGCAGGAGGGGACAUCUCCGUCCUGUCAUCUCCCUGCUGCCAUGAGAUGCAGCCCUUGGUUUUCUCACUGAAAAUAAAAAUCUGGAUGUGAACUUAAUACUUCAUGUCCUUGACCUGAGAGAUUGGCAGUUCAAAUAAAAGGUGAGAAUUCUGAAUGUGUGAUGGAGAAAAUAAAUGGCAGCAUGGAGAACCUUCUA
This is a messenger RNA of Mesocricetus auratus (golden hamster), 1459 nucleotides long. RefSeq names its product H-2 class I histocompatibility antigen, Q10 alpha chain-like. The record is from RefSeq and is a predicted model, not a curated record. The transcript has 7 exons. Gene Ontology annotation, biological process: antigen processing and presentation of endogenous peptide antigen via MHC class Ib; antigen processing and presentation of endogenous peptide antigen via MHC class I via ER pathway, TAP-independent; positive regulation of T cell mediated cytotoxicity. Bases 30 to 1307 code for a protein of 425 amino acids. Gene Ontology annotation, molecular function: signaling receptor binding; peptide antigen binding. NCBI's taxonomy places the organism in Eukaryota, Metazoa, Chordata, Mammalia, Rodentia, Cricetidae. Gene Ontology annotation, cellular component: external side of plasma membrane.